Molecule: messenger RNA, 2548 nt
Organism: Arachis duranensis
Lineage: Eukaryota; Viridiplantae; Streptophyta; Magnoliopsida; Fabales; Fabaceae
Product: probable leucine-rich repeat receptor-like protein kinase At1g35710
Exons: 2
Coding region: 128-2437 (769 amino acids)
Biological process (GO): protein phosphorylation
Molecular function (GO): protein kinase activity; receptor serine/threonine kinase binding; ATP binding
Source: RefSeq, a predicted model, not a curated record
AAGUCUCUUAAUUAUUGAUCGCUGAAGAAAGCUUAAAGCCUUGUUCCACUUUCCCUGAGGCUUUAAGUUGUGGAACAAGUGAAAAAUUCAUACUCUGAUCAUUAUUUCAUCACACACUGUAGCUUCCAUGGCUAUAUCAUCCACUUGCAUUAUUUUGAUAUUCGUAUCAUUUGUGUUUUUAGUUGGCAUCACCACAAGUGCUGGAAAUUACAAAUUGUCACCCUUAGAUCAAGAAGCCAAUGCUUUGUUUUCAAUUAGUAAAGAGUUGUGGAGUAACCAACAUAAUAAUAUCUCCAACCGUUGCAACUGGCCGGGAAUCAAGUGCAACAAAGCUGGAAGCAUAACAAAGUUUUCCCCUCCAACUCUAAGUAAUUACACCUACCAGUUCAGCUAUUUGAAACUAAACUUUUCAGUGUUUUCGAAUCUAGUGCAUCUCGAUCUCAGUGAAAUGGGGUUAUUUGAAUUCCCUGAACUAAGUGGUCUCAAGAAGCUACAGCAUCUCAACCUAUCAUACAACACUAUUGAAGGUGAGGUUCCUUUUACAUUAUUGGAAAAUCUAACUCAACUUGUGGUGUUGGACAUUUCUAAUAACAAUUAUAUUAGUGGUACAAUUCCAAAAGAACUAAGCAACUUGGAGAGACUUGUCAUGUUGGACUUGAGUGCCAACAGCUUCCAUGGAAGCAUUCCAUUGAUUUUUGGUCAAAUUAGCAGUCUCAAACACAUGAACCUUUCCAACAAUCUACUAAUUGGUAAGGUUCCUUUUACAUUGGCAAAUCUAACUCAACUUGAGGUGUUGGACCUUUCCCAAAACAAAAUUAGUGGUUUCAUUCCUCAUGAAAUGGGGAAAUUAACAAAUUUAUUAACAUUAGACCUGAGUUCAAAUUUCCUGUUUGGUCCAAUUCCUGAGCAAAUUGGGUACUUGAACUGUUUGACAAGUCUCCACCUUCAUUCAAAUUUGCUUAAUGGCUCUAUACCUUCAAAUAUAGGACUUUUGACCCGUUUGAAAGUGCUCACCAUAGGAUACAACAAGGUACAUGGUUGUAUCCCCAGAGAAAUAGAGCAUUUGUUGCAUCUAAAAGUUUUAGAUCUCUCUUAUAAUGCUAUUUCUGGUGUUAUCCCAUCUUCUAUCUUUAUUCACUCUAGUUAUGUGGAUCUCAGCUAUAACAAUUUAAGUGGAAGCAUUCCUUCUCAAAUUGGAAACCUUUCAUAUUUAGACCUUCGUUACAAUAAUCUUAGUAUCAAAAACACAAAGGAACUUGAGUCUAUUAUUCCAUUCUGUUAUCUGUAUUGCAAUCCCUUUCUUCCUGAUGGAUAUUAUGAUUGCGAUGAUUCACAAGAUCAAUUAGAAGACCAUCAUAAUAAGCAUUUUGGCCAAUCACUGGUCUUGGUCAUAAUCAUGGUCUGCAUUACCAUUUCAUUGGGUUCUAUUGGGAUUGGAAUGUGCAUUUUCCGUGCCAGGCAUCAUGGCAAGCUUGAAAAUAAGGUCACAAAAAAUGGAGACUUGUUCUCAGUUUGGAACUAUGAUGGUAAAAUUGCAUUUGAGGACAUCAUUGAAGCCACACAGGACUUUGAUAUCAGAUAUUGCAUUGGAACCGGCGCCUAUGGUAGUGUCUACAAAGCGCAACUUCCAAGUGGCAAAAUUAUUGCAUUGAAAAAGCUUCACAAAACAGAAUCAGAAAAUGCAUCAUUUUACAAGAGCUUCUGCAAUGAAGUUGAGGUCUUGACAGAGAUUCGCCACCGCAACAUCAUUAGGCUUUAUGGCUAUUGUUUGCAUAACAGAUGCAUGUUUUUGGUGUAUGAAUACUUGGAAAGAGGAAGCUUGUUCUGUAACUUGGCGGACGAGAUCGAAGUACAAGAGUUGAAGUGGAGCAAGAGGGUGAAUAUCAUCAAAGGGACAGCUUAUGCUCUUGCUCACAUGCAUCAUCACUGUCCUUCUCCUAUUGUUCAUCGAGAUGUCAGCAGCAACAAUGUUCUGCUGAAUUCAGAGUUAGAAGCUUGUGUCUCAGAUUUCGGCACAGCGAGACUUCUUGAUCCUGAUUCAUCUAACCAAACUCUUCUAGUUGGCACUUAUGGAUAUGUUGCUCCAGAAUUGGCAUACACCAUGAGUGUGACUACAAAAUGUGAUGUUUAUAGUUUCGGAGUGGUGGCAUUAGAAACAAUGAUGGGUCAUCACCCAGGAGAAUUCAUGUCCGCUAUGUCAAAGCCAUUUACUCAACAAUUAUUGGUGAAAGAUGUGUUGGAUCCGCGGAUUCCACUUCCGAAUUCUCGAAAAGAUAUGCAACAUGUUGUGCAUGUUGUAAAGCUAGCAUUGGCAUGCCUCUCCCCUGACCCAAAAUCCAGACCAUCAAUGCAGGAUGUGGCUAAUGAGCUUUCAGCUUCCACGGCUUCAAUGAAUUUUUCUUUUUACGAUGUCUCAAUCUACCAAUUGAUGCAAUAGCAUGUACAUGUCAUAUGAUUGUAUUUUAGUAGCAUAUGUUUUAAGAUUGAAAAUUUUAAGUUUUAGUGGGUCACAAAAUAAUGCAACAUUGAAAAUUUUAAGCCUAUAAUU